Molecule: messenger RNA, 1026 nt
Organism: Acytostelium subglobosum LB1
Lineage: Eukaryota; Evosea; Eumycetozoa; Acytosteliales; Acytosteliaceae
Exons: 1
Coding region: 1-1026 (341 amino acids)
Molecular function (GO): protein binding
Source: RefSeq, a predicted model, not a curated record
AUGAUUGAUGUUGGACAGCUCAAUGAUGACCAGUUGAUGUCAAUGGUCACUCGGCAUACUGAACACAUUCAACAAGUGCCGUAUGACGAUGAAUCGUUGUCCAGUUUGAAAUCAUUCAGCGUCAACACCAAUACAACCAAGCUCAGCAGUAUCAAGAGACAGAUUGAGGAAUGCUUUGAACUAGUCGAGUCGACAGGAGAAAGUGACACUGGCCUUGCCAAUGAUGUGCCUCACAAGUUGGACGGUCACAUCAUGUCAAUGAGCGGCAACAAGUGCUCAUUGUUCUCAAUGGAGGCAUGUCGAUGGACCGAGAUAAAUGGUACCUUCAACAAAUCAUUGGGUCGAGUUGACACAUCAGCUGUCUACGCUCGCGGAAGUGUCUAUGUGUUUGGUUCAGCCUCGGCAACAAAGUAUGUGCGAUACUCAUUGGGCGAGAAGAAGUGCUACGAAGGUGAUAUUGUUGGAGUGUGUGGCGAUCAAUACUUGGCCGUGUGUUAUGACGGUGACCAUAACAUCUACUUGGUCGGUGGACGCGUUGGCGAUCGUUUGGAGGUGUCCACCUUUGACAUUGACACCAGGUUGUUCAGUCAAGUUGGACUGUUAUCGCUGCCAUUCAUCUCGGCACCAAUAUUCUACUACCAAGACUGUGUGCACAUUGUCGAUCAGAACAAUGGCAUCGUAUCAUUCAAUGUCAAGACCAAGGCGAUUGACUAUGACUUUAUGGAUCUCGAGCUGGAUGAGACCAACUCAUGUUGUUUCGAUGGCGAAGGCAAUGUGUACGUACUCACCCAGGACACAUUCACCCGAUGCUCAAUGUCCACUGGUCGAUCUACCAAGUUGGCAGACUGUCCAAUGGAGACACUAUAUGGUAAAUUAGUCUAUGAUAAAGUGUUUGGAAUCUAUUACAUUGUUGGCAGAGGUGGCAACUAUCGUUACUCAAUCAAAAGCAACAAAUGGAAGGAUCUUGAAGACGGUGACCCAAGUGCAGAGAGAGGAUCUUACGGAAUGUGUUUGAUACGUGACUAA